AUGAAGCUUAAGGUCGAGGACCCCAUUAAGAAGAGCAUUGCCAAUGCAAAGAGGAAUAAAAGGCGACGGGAUAGAGCAAAGCAGCUUCGGAAUGCCCAGCCCCCGAGCCUUUCGACAAACGUAGCUGUCCCAAGUGCCAAUGCGCAAGAGGCGCCGGUGAACAUUGAUAACGACGCGACCUAUGAGCUCGAAGAUUUUGAUCCGAUUCACCGUGAAGACGCUGGCGACGUGGAAGCAUCGGAAGAUGCUGACGGUUUCAGCGCAGCCGAGGAGGAACCAGAACCAGAGCCCGGACCAGAGUCCACGUUAGCACAAGAUGUGCGGGAAGCGUACGUGCGUGACUUUGCAGCAGCCGCGGAGAGCCGGACUUGCUUUCUGAACAGCAGCGCUGGCGUACUUCGCAGCCUGGCGGGAAGCAGACCUGAGGCGUGCCCCCGGUGCGCCGUGCGCUCCCCCGAAGGGGGACGGACCUGCCCUGUGACCAUCAUUACUUGGGAGCAACCCAUAUGCGUAGAUGUCCCUGUGUGCUGGUGCACACCCUGUCGGGCGUUUCAUAACAUGCGUCCCACAGAGUUCAACUGCCUACCCGACGCUAAGGCUGGGUGGGACCUCCACCUCCAGCGAGACGGCCAGCAUGUUCUCUGGUGGCACCAGUCGCUCCUGCAGCUGUUCGACCUUGUGUCAUUCAGGAGCAGGCACCUGAGUGCGGACGCGUUCUGCUCUGCACUCCUUGACACCUGGGAGCAAAAUGGCAUCCGCCGUCCAGUUUCUGUUUCGGCAACCACACUUCGUAAACGCCUUCGGCAAGCACUCCUCCUGUACAUGGACUGCCAGGGCGUCGUGGAUGACUACCCGGAGGGCACACUUAGCACCUGGCCCCGUGGAGCUCUGAAUGGGUGCCCUUGUUGUGGGGACACUCUCAGGUGCAGCAGUGCAGUGAAUGGUGCGGCCGCAGCCGCCCCAGCCCCUGUUACAGGUGCCGCAUCGCCGGGGGUCGUGGGAGAAGCAGCAGCAGUGGAGGGGCCGGAUCCUGGACUGGAGCGCACAGAGGUGGCGGCAGCAGGCAGCCCUGCCGCCACUGAGGGCAAUCCCGUCCCCCCAGUCCCGUCAGCCGGCGCAGCAGCCCCAGAAACCAUGGCGGCAGCGGUGUCCACGGGCGCUGAAGUGCUAGGGGCGGCAGUGCUCGCGUCGACUGACUGGCUGCUUCGGGACACCUGCAGCCCCGAAGCCGCAGGGCCUGGCCCCACGAGCUUGCACUCGGUACAUUUCGAUGCCUGCUUUAAGCUAAACCUGCUGUCCCAUAAGGGCUACGUUUCUGGCUACACACAGCUAGGACGGCGCCGUUACUUCUUGCCCAACGCAUCGAUACAGCAGGUGCUUUUGGACGGUCAUGCGUCACAGCAGAUUGGUGUGACGCACUGCUCGAACUUCGAUGCUGACAAGGUGGGUGUGGGUCGGGAGCCAAUGCGUGUUUUUAGGAAGCUGGCAUUCAUGGAGAUGGCCUUCCGGAACGUAAAGCAGCCAUACCAAUGCCGACAUACCGGUAAGCCGCACCCUGAACUGAUGCCAUGA
Molecule: messenger RNA, 1572 nt
Organism: Volvox carteri f. nagariensis
Lineage: Eukaryota; Viridiplantae; Chlorophyta; Chlorophyceae; Chlamydomonadales; Volvocaceae
Exons: 2
Coding region: 1-1572 (523 amino acids)
Source: RefSeq, a predicted model, not a curated record